Penaeus monodon (black tiger shrimp) is the source of this 537-nucleotide messenger RNA. Its product is annotated as tigger transposable element-derived protein 6-like. The transcript has 2 exons. The coding region runs from base 1 to 537 and encodes 178 amino acids. Gene Ontology annotation, molecular function: DNA binding. The record is from RefSeq and is a predicted model, not a curated record. Gene Ontology annotation, cellular component: nucleus. NCBI's taxonomy places the organism in Eukaryota, Metazoa, Arthropoda, Malacostraca, Decapoda, Penaeidae.
AUGAGCAGCGAAAUUUUCGAAGAGUGGGUACGUAAAGUCGACCGAAAAUUCUGGGUAGAUGGUCGAAAAAUUGCUCUCAUUAUCGACAACUGCCCUACUCAUCCAACGUUGUCCAAUUUGACCAACGUGCAGCUUGUCUUUCUGCCACCAAAUACGACGUCUAUCUUGCAACCAAUGGACCAAGGUGUCAUUCGCAGCCUCAGAGCGUAUUAUCGCGGAAAGGCUGUACGUCUGAUUUCCAGAGCUCUCGAAGAAAAAAAGCCUUGUCCAAAGAUAUCAAUUCUGCAAGGAAUGAAGCUACUGGCAGAUUCUUGGGAACUCGUAGCCAAAGAAACCAUUAUAAACUGUUUUAGGAAGGCUGGUAUCCCCCCUGAUGGUCAGCAGGCUGCCAUUGAUGAUUCUGAUGACCCGUUUAAAGAUCUUCAAGAAAGUUUGAUUAACUUGACGAAAGCAGAUUCAUCAAUGGUGCCGAAUGAAGUCACCGCCACUGCUUUAAUUCCCAUAUUUGAAGUACCCACAAUCCCCACACCCACGUAA